Eptesicus fuscus (big brown bat) is the source of this 3777-nucleotide messenger RNA. RefSeq names its product RAB11 family interacting protein 3 (gene RAB11FIP3). The record is from RefSeq and is a predicted model, not a curated record. The transcript has 16 exons. Gene Ontology annotation, cellular component: recycling endosome membrane; endocytic vesicle; midbody. Bases 391 to 2712 code for a protein of 773 amino acids. Gene Ontology annotation, molecular function: calcium ion binding. Lineage: Eukaryota; Metazoa; Chordata; Mammalia; Chiroptera; Vespertilionidae. Gene Ontology annotation, biological process: endocytic recycling; regulation of cytokinesis.
GGCUGCGUUCGCUUGGGUACCUCGGGCGUCUCAUCCUUCCUCCUCACCCUCCUCGGCGUCCUCCUCAGCGUCCUCUCUGUCGGCCUCCUCGGCCCCUCGGCCUCACAGCGCCCCCGGUCCUCCUCCGCGCCCUCCCAGCGCCUGCCGCCAUGGGCCGUCAUCCGCCGCGCCGCGGGGCCGAGGGCAGCUGAAGCGCGGCGCCAAGAUGGGCGAGGGCGGAGCAGGGCCCGAGCGCCAGCCGGAGCAGCCCGGGAGCCCCGCGCGCGCACGCCCGCGCCGCCGCGGGGAUGCCCGCGCCCGCCGCCGCGCCCUGAGCGCCUUUGUCUGCCGCCCGCGCCGCCCGCCUCACUACUGGUCUCGCGGGCCCGCGCCGCGGCCCGGGUCGCGUCCAUGAAGAUGGAGCCGGGCCGGUCGGCCUCCCCAACGGGCGGCCCGGGCCCCGACCCGGAGCCCGGCGGACCCGACUGGCCGGGGGCCGCCCCUACGCCCGCCGACCCCGCCCCGCGCCCUGGGCUGGGCCCGCGGGACCCUGCCGACUUGAGCGCCGAUGGGUCUCUGGGGGCCUCCUACCUGCUGCCGAGUCAGGCCGCCGGCCCCGACCCCGACUCCGACCCCGACCCCGACCCCGACCCCGAUCCCGACCCCGAUCGGCAGCUGACCGAACUCGGCCCGCUUUUUUUCUGGACUGAAGAGUCAGAGGAUUAUGGCUCCCAAAGUUGUCCGGAGAGCGCGUCUCUCCGCGCGCAGGAUUUUAGCGACAGCCACCACAGGAGGGGCGAGGUCGACUUCUUCCCUUCUUUACCCUCGCCCACGGUGGGUGAGUUGACGCUGGAGGUGGGUCCCGUGGACACGCACCUGCCCUCGGACUUGAGCCAGACCCGCUCACCAGCGAGCGAGCCUGCGGGGUGUGCGGAGGACGGCCCCCGCCUCCGGACCGUGUUCGAUGCCCUGGACGGGGAUGGGGACGGCUUCGUCCGCAUGGAGGACUUCGUCCAGUUUGCCACGGUCUACGGGGCUGAGCAGGUGAAGGACUUAACAAAAUACUUGGAUCCCAGUGGGCUCGGCGUGAUCAGUUUUGAAGACUUCUACCAAGGGAUUACGGCGAUCAGAAAUGGAGAUUCUGAUGGCCAGCUGUGCAGCAUCGUACCUGCCCAGGACGAGGAGCCGCAGGCCUGCCCUGAUGAGUUCGAGGACUUUGUUACCUUUGAGGCCAAUGAGGUAACAGACAGCGCAUACAUGGGCUCCGAGAGCACCUACAGCGAGUGCGAGACCUUCACCGAUGAGGACACAAGCAACCUGGUGCAUCCUGAGCUACAGCCUGAAGGGGACAUGGAUAGUGCGGGCGGCUCAGCCAUGCCCUCUGAGUGCCUGGAUGCCCUGGAGGAGCCUGGCCAUGGUGCUCUGCUGCUGCUCCCCGGCAGAUCCCACCUACACAGCCAGUCUGUCGUCACGGUGAUAGGUGAUGAGGAGCAUUUUGAGGACUAUGGUGAGGGCAGUGAGGCAGAACUGUCCCCAGAGACCCUCUGCAAUGGGGAGCACGGCUGCAGAGACCCUACUUUUCUCACCCCCAGCGCCGACCCGCUUGCCACAAAGCUGCACAGCAUCCUCACUGACGAGGCCUUUGAGUUUUACUGUAGCCAGUGCCAUAAACAAAUCAACCGCCUAGAGGAUCUUUCGGCUCGCCUGAAUGAUCUUGAAAAGAAUAGUCCAACGAAGCGGCUCUCCAGCAAGAAGGUGGCAAGGCACCUGCAUCAGUCAGGGGCGCUGACCAUGGAAGCCCUGCAGGACCCUCCCCCAGACCCUGUGGAGGGCAUGGAAGAAGACAUUGCGGACAAGGUUGUCUACUUGGAGAAGCGGGUGUCAGAGCUGGAGAAGGACACCGCUGCCAAUGGGGAGCAACACAGCCGACUGAGGCAGGAAAAUCUCCAGCUGGUGCACAGAGCCAAUGCCCUUGAGGAGCAGUUGAAGGAGCAAGAGCUGAGAGCUUGUGAGAUGAUUCUGGAAGAGACACGGAAGCAGAAGGAGCUCUUGUGCAAGAUGGAGAGAGAGAAGAGCAUUGAGAUCGAGAACCUGCAGGCCAGGCUGCAGCAACUGGACGAGGAGAACAGUGAGCUGAGGUCCUGCACACCCUGUCUGAAGGCCAACAUCGAACGCUUGGAGGAGGAGAAACGGAAGUUGCUGGAUGAGAUUGAAGAGUUGUCACUGCGGCUCAAUGACGAGCAGGAAAACAGGAGGAAGCUGGGGGACAGGCUGAGUCAUGAGAGACACCAAUUCCAGAAAGACAAGGAGGCAACCCAGGAGCUAAUUGAGGACCUGCGGAAGCAGCUGGAGCACCUGCAGCUCUUCAAGCUGGAGGCGGAGCAGAGGAGGGGCCGGAGCAACAGCGUAGGCCUACAGGAGUACAACAGCCGUACCCGGGAGAGCGAGCUGGAGCAGGAGGUCCGCAGGCUGAAGCAGGAUAACCGUAACCUGAAGGAGCAGAACGAUGAGCUCAAUGGACAGAUCAUAAACCUGAGCAUCCAGGGCGCCAAGAACCUCUUCUCCACAUCCUUCUCUGAAUCUCUGGCCGCAGAGAUCAGCUCGGUCUCCCGCGAUGAGCUCAUGGAAGCAAUUCAAAAGCAGGAAGAGAUCAACUUUCGCCUGCAGGAUUACAUUGACAGGAUCAUCGUGGCCAUCAUGGAGACCAACCCGUCCAUCCUGGAGGUCAAGUAGAAGCAGGCAAGCCCAGCCCAGGGUGAUUCUGGACUCCACCAACACCCCAGAGAUGGCCACGGCACACGUGGGCCAAGAAUAGCAGGUCCCAUGCCCACCGAGCCCAGAGCACACAGCUGAGCUGGGGCACAUAAAGAUGGGGUGGUGGAAGAGGGAGAAGGAAAGAGAAGCCCUUGGUCUGGAACCCACAGCAGAUGCAGGUGGCAUUGGGCCUGCUCUCAGCUCUGGCCUUCCCCGGCCCCCCUCCUCUCUGCAGAGAUGUGAGGACAGUGCCUCAUGCUGGGAUGAGCCUCUCCAUGAGCUCCCUUGCGCGUAGUAGACCCUCCCGUUAUCCUGCCCUAUCAGGGAAGAAAAGGAAAUGAAGGAAAUGGAUCCCCACCCCACCUGGGGUGCAGCUAUCCACGUCUGCACAGGCAUCCUGAUCUGGUGCCACUCAAGUUCUGGACCAUCUAGAGGCCCCAGGACCCUUGCACCAGAUGUGGUGGUACAUCCUGCAGAAGGCCGAGCAGGGCAGGCUGUCCAAGGACACAGGUCAAGAGCAGAGAACAAGGCCUUCCCAGCGGCUUGGGGGGUCCCUUGCCCAGCUCUACACGACCACUGCCCAGCACCUGCGCUGCCAGGAGCAGCAGUGUCACCCCCACAGGGAUGCUGGGCCUGCCGCCCACCUUAGCCCGAGCACUGGCCAGGAGCCUCCAAGCACUCCCAGGUGGGCCAAGACCCACCACAAACCGGCUGCUGUUGUGUGUGACUGCGUAUGGGAGGUGUAUGCAUGUGUGUGUGCGUGUAAGCAUGUGUGUUGCCCUGCAUCCCUCCAUCUUCUACGUGGCCCACCUUCUACACUAAGACUUAAGACGUUGCCUCGUAUUGUAUAUUUUGGGGAAAGCCUUGGGUGUAAAUCAGUGUAAACUUGGAGGAGAGAUUUUUCUAUCAUGUAGAGUAGGUAUUUUUUAUAGAUUGAAGGUUGAUCAACUUUUUUAAUACUUCCAAGAGAGAAAACUAUCUGUGUAUACACAUGAAAUAUAUAUAUAUAUGUAUGUAUGUAUGAUAAUAAAUAUGGGAACUCUG